CGCCAAGGGAGGGGCCCGGAGCCCCGCCCCCAGGGAGGGGCCGUCCGCAGGUCUCCCCUCUCCUCUCCACGUCUCCAGCUCCGGGGUUGAAAAGGCAGUGCACGCGGCGUCAAUGAACUGAGACUGAGCCAAGAGCCGGGCCCUCCCUCUAGGUUUCUGGGCCAGCAGGAUGCUGGAGCGAGAGGCGGAGUCUGCGGCCGGGGGCGCCGAGCCUAGCCCCGCUGACAAGGAGCCUGUGACCAAAGGAGAAGCUCCCGACCAGGGCCCGCCGCAGAAGCCCAGCCAGUCUGUUCCAGGGCCCGCUGCCUCCACGGGGGCGCCUUCCCGACCCCGCCGGAGACCCCCGCCCCAGCGCCCGCACCGCUGCCCCGACUGUGACAAGGCCUUCUCGUACCCGUCCAAGCUGGCCACGCACCGGUUGGCACACGGCGGCGCCCGCCCCCACCCGUGCCCCGACUGCCCCAAAGCUUUCUCCUACCCCUCCAAGCUGGCCGCCCACCGCCUCACGCACAGUGGCGCCCGCCCGCACCCGUGCCCGCACUGCCCAAAGGCCUUUGGCCACCGCUCCAAGCUGGCAGCCCACCUCUGGACCCACGCUCCCGCCCGCCCCUACCCGUGCCCCGACUGCCCCAAGUCCUUCUGCUACCCCUCCAAGCUGGCGGCCCACCGCCACACGCACCAUGCUACCGACGCCCGCCCCUAUCCUUGCCCUCACUGCCCCAAGGCUUUUUCAUUCCCCUCCAAACUGGCGGCCCAUCGCCUGUGCCAUGACCCCCCGACUGCGCCGGGCAGCCAGGCCACCGCGCGGCACCGCUGCUCCAGCUGUGGCCAGGCGUUUGGCCAGAGACGCCUCCUACUCGUUCACCAGCGCAGCCAUCACCAGGCUGAGAGCCCCGGGGAGCGGGAGUGAGCGCUCCUCUUGGCUCACUGGCUCCCUCUGCUGCCAGCCCCAGUCAAUAAAGAGGUGGCAUCUCUAA
Messenger RNA from Cervus elaphus (red deer), 977 nucleotides. It is a transcript of the gene ZNF575, whose product is annotated as zinc finger protein 575. Gene Ontology annotation, biological process: regulation of transcription by RNA polymerase II. Gene Ontology annotation, molecular function: RNA polymerase II cis-regulatory region sequence-specific DNA binding; DNA-binding transcription factor activity, RNA polymerase II-specific. The record is from RefSeq and is a predicted model, not a curated record. Bases 170 to 910 code for a protein of 246 amino acids. Lineage: Eukaryota; Metazoa; Chordata; Mammalia; Artiodactyla; Cervidae. The transcript is spliced from 4 exons.